AUGGAUUCGAAACUCUCAUCAUCGUCCACAACCUCAACAACACAAAACAAAUCGGAUAACAUCCCAAUGACUGCUACAUCUUCAUCAUCACCAUCGACCAAUGCUUCCGAAUCACAACAACCAAUCAAGAUUGCAAAAAAAGAUGAUUUUAGAGAUGAUGAUGAUCAUUCAGUUUCUAUGAGUCCUAAAGUAGUUGCUACGGGAGCACUCUCGGUCAAGAUACCCUCCAACAGCAAUCUUGUGGGUGCUGCUGUUGUUGCAGGAGGAAAUCAGUCUCCUGUGAGAGUAUCUUAUCAACAACAACAACAAUCAAAUUCAUCUUCCAUGUACAAGAAAACAAUUCCUUCUCCACCUUCUUCAUCAUUGAAUACCAACAAUACUUCUCCAUCAGCACUGACAACAGCAUUAAAUUCUUCCAUGUAUCAAGAGGGACGAGAAGAUGGAAACAACAUCAAUUCUUCGGAUUCUUCUCAAUUCUCUGACCCUACUUCUUUGAAUAACAACAAUAAAAGUGAGGAGAAUGGUACCAAUGACUCUGAUAACACGGGUGGAAACAUUGCUGAGGACCAUUUCAUAUUCCUUCCGAACCACAAUGAGCCUUUCCAUCAUUUUGCUCUCGAUAUCGGAGGCUCUCUUGUCAAGAUGGUUUAUAUGGUACCUUUUGAUAGUGAGAAUGAAAUUAUUUACCAAACCAAAGACUUGGAGAGCAAUGAGCUCGAGGCUUAUUAUCAUCAUGCCAGUAGUGAUGAUGAAGAAGAUGGAAAAUUGUCUAUCAAAUCACUUCCUCCUCAGUCUCCUCUCAUCAUCAAUGAUGUCAAAGAUCACUUUGCUUGUAAUAACGAGACAAAGAGAGGCUCUAAACUUUGUUUUGCUAGAUUCCAAACAGCUGACAUUGAGGAUUGUUUAAGUCUGAUUGAAAAAUUGUUAAAAUUAGACGACUCGAUGCCGCAACAUCAGAUAAAACAUAUCAAUGCAACUGGUGGAGGUGCAUUCAAAUUUGCCUCUCUUCUCAAAAACAGAUUUGGACUUGAGGUAAACAAACUUGACGAAAUGGAAUCUUUAAUUAAGGGACUCAAUUUCUUGUUAAUGAAUCUUCCAAAUGAGUCAUUCAAAUUCACAAGAGAGAAAAAGAGAGAAUAUAUUUCAUUUCAAGAGGGAUCUAAUAACGAUGUAUUUCCUUAUUUACUUGUAAAUAUCGGAAGUGGUGUUAGUAUUUUGAGAGUCGAUGGCUUGGGAAUGUUUGAAAGAGUUUCAGGUAGCAGUAUUGGUGGAGGAACAUUUUGGGGUUUAUGUAAAUUAUUGACUGGAUGUUCAUCAUUCGAAGAAAUUUUGAAACUCACCAAACAAGGUGACAACAAACCUGUAGAUAUGCUUGUUGGUGACAUCUAUGGAAGAGACUAUGAAAAGAUAGGAUUACCAUCAGACAUUAUCGCAAGCAGUUUUGGUAAAUUGAUAAUGCAAAAAACAGGCAGCGAAGAAACUGUGAAACCUAAAGCUGCAGAUCUUGCUAAAUCAUUAUUAUUUAUGAUUUGCAAUAAUAUUGGACAAAUUGCAUAUCUCAAUGCUCUCAGAUUUGGACUUAAAAGAAUAUUCUUUGCAGGAUAUUUUAUUAGAGGUCAUGAUAUUACUAUGCAUUAUAUUUCAUAUGCUAUUCAAUUUUGGUCUAAAGGAACAAUAUCAGCCAUGUUUUUGCGUCACGAAGGCUAUUUAGGAGCCAUUGGAUCUUUCCUUUCCUCUAAAAGUAAGGAUGUAGAUAAUGACAACAACACACCUACCACGGAAUAA
This is a messenger RNA of Naegleria lovaniensis, 1785 nucleotides long. RefSeq lists its product as uncharacterized. The record is from RefSeq and is a predicted model, not a curated record. Bases 1 to 1785 code for a protein of 594 amino acids. Lineage: Eukaryota; Heterolobosea; Eutetramitea; Acrasida; Naegleriidae. Gene Ontology annotation, molecular function: ATP binding; pantothenate kinase activity. Gene Ontology annotation, biological process: coenzyme A biosynthetic process. The transcript has a single exon. Gene Ontology annotation, cellular component: cytosol; nucleus.